AACCCUGGGCCGCUGAAGUGGAGCACACAAACUUAACCAUUAUGCCACCAGGCCGGCCCCUAAACACAUCUAUUCUUGAGUCUUGCUUGCUUAAAGUGAACAUAAAUGACAGCUCAAGCUACCUGCAUGCAUGUGUGUGUUCAUUCAUUCAUUCAUUCAUUCAGUUGGUGUUUAUAGAGCCCCUACCCUGUGCUGGUCCCUGACCAGGCAUGAGGAAUACGGAAAUGCACAAGACACAGCCCCUGCCUUGAAGGCUCCCUCUUCCACAUUCUUGUGCAGUUAAAUGGGUCGGAAAUCCAAUAACUACAUAAUCCUGAGAGCUGUGCUAAUAGAAGAUACACAGCACCUGCUACAGGCCUGGGACGAAGUCAGCAAACACUUCACAGAGGAGCUUUGCACAAGGGGAGGGGGCGUGUGUGAGAGUGAGGUGUAGACUUGCCACUCUGUGGGGUGCCCCCAGAGUGCCAGGCUGUAGCCUGAGGGAGGUGGGGGAGGGAUCUGAUCAGAUGUGUUUUAGGGAACUUAACCUGGUGGCAGAGUGAAGGGACUGGGUGGGGAAGGACUGGAGGGCCGAGCCCAGGUGAGAGGAUGGGAGGCAGGGCAGCUGGCCUGGCUGAGAUCAACAGUACCCAAAUCCAGUGCUCUGCAGGAAGCCCCAUGGGACCAUUUAACCAUACAGCUUCCACCUGCAGAGAUUCUCAUUCCACUGGUCUGCAUGGAAUCUGGGGACCUGGAUGGUGACAAAAAUCCCCAGAUGAUGCUGGUGCCGGCCUGGGAACUGCUGGCUGGCCUGUGUGUCCUCCAGCUCAGAGGCUCUAGGAGACAAUGAGUUGGUAUGUAGGCUUUGUAAGCUGUAAAAUGCUAAGCGAUAUGAGUAAUAUGUUUCUCAGGAUUUCCUCUGUAAAAGUAACUUUGCCAAAUACCACCUGAUCACUUCUCUCAAUGCAUAAUCAGUGACAGGUUUGACCUUCAGUCUCUAACACGUCUGCAUCUGUUUCCCUGGUCCUCCAGCCUCCAACCAGCCAAGUGAAACAAAAGGGAAACCAUUUUGGAAGUGAAUAAUCUCUUUCCCACCACCCACUCCCCUGUUCGUGUAUUUGGUAAAUCCGAGUGACAUUCCUCUGCUUUUACAUAAGACUGUUACUCCCAGACUGCACUUGUUAACUAUUCAGAGCCCUUUUCCCUCCUCACAGGGGGACUUCCUUGACCUAGGCCUCACAGGGAGAGUCUGCUCUGGCCAAGACCUGUGCUUGCACGGACCCUGUUGCCUUCUUGUAUGUGCCAAAGCCUGUGAGAACCAGUACAGAUCUCUAAUGGGCUGAGUCCAGAUCCCCUCAUGGUGUGUGGGGCUUUGGGACACACAGACUUGGGUACAGAUCCUGGCCCUGCCUCUACCAUUUGCCUGGGUUCAGACAAGUAAUUUAAAUUUCUGAGCCUGAGUUUCACCAUCUCUAGAAUGCAGGAAAUAAGACCUAUACCCCAGGGAUCUUGCAAGAUUGAAAUGAAGCGUGCAUGUCAUAUAUCAGGUAUGCCAUGGUGCAAGAAAACUGAAUUGCGGAGUUGCAACUUUGGGGAGGAGAGAUGUCACAAAAAGUGAAAGGGCUCAAGAUGUCUGCAGACUGGGCACUCUGGCUCUGUGACUGCUUUGCAGUGCAAAGCCAGACCCUGUGGCCUGCCUCACUUACCAGGCACUGCACUCACCCAGCAUGGAGACUGCCCCUCUCUGGGCACUGUGUCCAGGCCUCAGCCCUUGCUGCCCUCCCGUGGCCCCUAAAACAGCCUCCUCAGUUAGCACAUGUCAGCCCCCAACCUCCAGCCUCGUGCUGACACAGACAGCAUGGUCUCCCUCUGGACAUGCCUGUCACCAGGCCCCCUUCUCUGAGCCCAAAGAUGGCUCUAGUAGGUCAUUAAAUCAAUUUGAAAUAAGUGAAAAUUUCUGGUUAUUUCAUCUCAAACUCUUCAAAUGCGUUCCCAGGAGAAGAGAUCACAGUCUUCCUCGCCUCUUCUUUUACCGUCCUCUUUCUUCUUUCUCCUCCUUUUUCUCAUUUUAGAACAUUGUUAAGCCAUAGAUCUGAUCAUCCAACCAGGAGGAGCUUUGCCUUGAGUUGUCCCUCAAAAGAAGGACAAAGAGUGUCCUGGACCAGACCCGCAAUGACUAAAAACUUAACAUUUGCAGAGUGGUUUAAGCUUACAAAGUGCUGUCGCUUAGCUGGUCCUCACAACCACCCUAAAGGAAGGUAAAGUCAUUAGAGAAUAAAGUAGAAUUACUACCCUCAUUUUGCAGGAUGAGAACACAGACUCAAAGGUGAUUAAGAGUCCUGUCCAGGGCACACGGCUAAUACAUGGCACAGACUGGAUUUGAAUGCAGGACAUCUGACUGCCAGGAUCCAGGAAUAGACCAAUCUGGCUUGAAUUGAAGACUCCUGUUUUGGAUGGUGGGAAAUAAUGGUGGACAUAUAGGACUGGAACUACGAUCCGGAGGGCUGAACAGGCAGGUUUGUGCUUUAUGCAGCGGGCGGUGGGGAAGCCCAGACUGUUUUAGAGGAAGGAAGGAACAUGACUGAAGAAUGGUUCAGGAAGGUGAGUACAGCAGCACGCAGGAAAGAUGGAAAGGAAAAGACAUUGGUAGGAAGGAGACAAACUAUUUGAAAUACUAUCCUCAGCUCAGGUGAUGGCAGUAGGUAUAGAAAGGAAGAGCGAGAUGAUUAAGAAAAUAUGGGAGACAAAGAAAGUGUGUCAGAGAUAAUACGAGGUUCGAAGCCUUGGGGUGGAAGGAAUACUAUCAACAAAAGUAGGAACUAUUGAUAAUAACUGCUGACUUUUUUUGUUUGGGCAGCUGGUAUGUGCCAACCAUGGCAAAAUUAAGAGCUUUUUGUGAAUUUUCUCAUUAAGUCCUCCUGAUGGCCCCAUGACACAGUUACUCUUAUUAUCCCCUUUUUAGAGAUUUUAGAGAUAGAAAACUGAGGCCCAAAGUGAUUACGUGAUUUGCCCAAGAUUACAGGGCUAAUAAGCAAUGGAGCCAGUAUUUCAACCCAGGUCUGGCUGACAGUCUCUAGAAUCCACACUCUUAACCCAGCACUGACCAGCCCUUCCAACCCACCUGCAGAUAAAAGCUGGGAUAGAGGGAGAGUUGGUUUGGUGAUCAAGGCAGACCUGGCCUCUGUAGAUGCUGUCACUCCUAAAAGACCAAAUUCACCCUUCCACUGAUGUGGGUAGAUGGCAGUCAGCCCUCACUGAGUGGGAUUUCUGUUUAAGAUAUUUGCUAGAGAAAAGGUCUACUGUAGGGGUGGGAGAAGACAACCCCACUUCAGACUCCGGGCAGACCUGGGAAGAUGGUGGCCUUUGGAACAUCGGAGAAUGAGGAGAGAGAAGAGAUAAGUAGAAGAAGAAAGUCGUGGGAGAAAGGAGGAAAAUUCCCCAAAGCCCAGAACAUUCUUAAGUAAAGGAUGUUGUGUGGGCAGCCAGCCAGGGAGAAAUGAGCAAAAAAAAAAAAAAGGAAAUAAAUUAGAGUCCCCACCAGUUAUUUUUGUCUGGGUUCUCCAGCAAUAUUCGUUUUUAGGCCACUGCAUCCAAAAUCUAAUAGCCCAGCAAAGCUCCCCUAAUGCUCAGCUCAGAAUCAUCCAGCCUAGACGUCUUUGUCCCAGACAGAGGAUUUUGGUCUUAAACUCAGCUAGUAAAAAAUAUCCCGAACAAAGGAAAGACCCAAGGAACUUAAUAUCAUGGAACUUCCAUGUUGGAAGUAGCCCUUGGACCCACGCAAGAGAGGCCCCUGUCCUGACUCUCCUCAGGCCAUGCCCCUCCCAGGUGAGGACCAGUCUGUGGGGUCAAGAGGAUGUGUCUGUGCCCCCUCCCCACUUCUAGACCCUUGCUCUGUCUAGACAGCCCUGAGCUGCUUCCAGGGCCUGUGUAGGCCUCUUCCCCCUGGUCUGUCUUUCCACGGGUAUGCAUACUUCCGUGCAGGGUGGCCAAGAGGCAGUUCUUUGGGGACAGUGAAGGGACCCUGGAUAUUCAGGCUGGAGUGUCUACACUCCUUGCACAUGAGGCCCCUCAUGGGUCUAGGACCAAGUCCAAGGUGGAAAGAGGAGGUGGGUGGGCUGUAUGCUGGCAAGUGAUCCAGCCAUCCCCAUGCUGCUGCAUUUCAGCAUGGAGUUCCAAGGAGUCUUGGAAUUCUAAAACUGAACCUGGCUGUCCAGGUGUUAUGAAAGUAUAUUUAUCAGGGUAGGAAGAUGGAACAUUUUAUUUCACAGGUGCUAGCUUGAUUUCUAACUUUAAAAUUUUUAGAAAUAUGGUCUGUGGCCUCCAUUUGUCAUCUUGCCCUGGACCCCACAAAUGUUAGGAGCAAGACCUUGGAUAGAAGGAACCAUAGAAGUCAUCUGCUCCAUCCACCGAGCCAAGCUCAGGUUCCCACCACAUGCUUAAACACCCCCAAUUAUGGUUGACGUUGGCCUCACCGCCUCGUGAGUCACCAGACCACUCCGUCUCUGCAGUUUCUCACUGUGACGAUCACUGAGCUUGCUUCCAGUUCCCUGCCACCAUAAACAACUCAGUGAUGAACAUCUUCGCACAUGACCUCUUAUGGAUGUGUCGAGAAAUUUGGGGGACAUAGAGCCAGGAGCAGAAUUGCUGUCUCACGGGGGACUGAUGCCCUUGGCCAUGACGCACCCCCAACUGCUGUCUGCUCAGGCGCAGCCUGUGUGACUGAGCCAUCGCUGCUCCAGCUGUUUCACAGUUUGAUGGGGCGUCGGGCGGAUGACAGCGGGAACGGUUGUGAUCACUGGCGGAAUCCUAGCUACGGUCAUCCUCCUCUGCAUCAUCGCUGUCCUGUGCUACUGUAGGCUCCAGUAUUACUGCUGCAAGAAGAGCGGAGCCGAGGAUGCAGACGAGGAGGAGGCGGAGGAGGAGGAGCACGACCUGCCCACACCCCCCAGAGGCCCCAUCUGCAAUGCCUGCAGCUCCCAGGCCCGGGACGGCCGAGGCGGCCUGGUGCCUCUCAGCGGCGAGCCCUGCAGCCAGCCGUGCGGGGUGGCAGCCAGCCACUGUGCCACCUGCUCCCCAUACAGCUCCCCCUUUUACAUACGGACGGCUGACAUGGUGCCCAAUGGGGGCGGAGGCGAGAGGCUCUCCUUUGCUCCCACGUACUACAAGGAGGGGGGGCCCCCAUCCCUCAAACUGGCAGUGCCCCAGAGUUACCCGGUGACGUGGCCAGGCUCUGGGCGUGAGGCCUUCACCAAUCCAAGGGCUAUUAGUACAGACGUGUAACCCCUUUCACCCCUGACCCCCCAACACACACCAAGCUGCUGGCCCAGCAGGAGCCGUGGGGGCAGCCAUGACCCCUCCGACAGCCCGAAAGGACAGCCUCAGUUUCUUUGGCUUUUCUUGCCCCAGAGUGGAGGGGUCACCAGGAUUCAGGCUGGGCAGUGCGUUGAGAACCCGGGCAGGGUCUGUCUGGUUCCAACCCGGUGGCCCAGAGGUGACAGCCUGACAGUUGGAGUUGUCAGCUUUGCCAGUUUCUGUUGGGACGUUCCUCUGGCCAGCUCCAGCACCACCACAACCCCCUCACUCCUCCCCUGCCCCGGCUUUGUGGACUGUGAGGAGAGAAGUGCCAGGGAGAGCUAACCAAAGGUGCUGGAGGCCUCCAGAAUCCUUGGGGCGUGAAAGAAGAAAGGGGGAUUAGGGGCGGGAGCGAGGUGAGAACUGGGACACUGCAGAAUCUGAGAAGGGGGAGGUGUGGUGAAGGGGCCUCUUCAGGACUUGCUAAAACGCAUUCAAGAGCUAGUUGACAAUCUGGUUUGUACUUUGGUGAUCACAGAGACGGCCAUCCCGUCACUGCUCCAACAUGGGUAUCGGUUCCUGAACACACCACAUCUGUAUCUGCCCCCUUCCUCGUGGGACACGUCGAGUCGACUUUAAAGGCCAUGUCGUAAGGUUAUUUGUGGGGUCUGCACCGAAAAGUGACAGUAUAACCUUGUCUCCCCGCAAAUCCUCUUCCUCUGCCUCGGGAACCAGCUGCCCCUGCUGGAGAAGCUUUUUCGAGUUUUGUUGCUAGAGUUCAGGUGGCUCAGUGAAUGAAAUUUGCUGAUGGUCACCGGGCCCUGGUGCACCGCACUGAGCUAUGUGUGUGGAUGCGGUCCUGUGAGGAUGUGUGCAUUCUCAGGUAUGUGCACACACGGCAGUCACCACCAGCACACAGCGGGGGCUUUGCCACCUUCAGGAGCUGCGGAGUGGAGGGUCUCUGAUGUCCCAACUAGAAAGAAAAAUCUGACCCCAGACAGCUUGUGCCAAAAGGUGAUUAAGGUGGCCAAUCCCCACAGCAGCCAGCCGGCUGGGACAGAACAACCUGCGAGUCUCCAGUGGGACGAUGCUGCAGCCAUUGAAGCCACAUAAAGCACCUCUGGAGGUCCGGAGUUCUGUUCCACCCAUGACGCCACAGAGCAGACCACUCAUUCCACCAGGGACGGCAGCCCUCGCUCCUCAGGACUGGAGGGGUUUGACUUAGCAAUUGGAUUCCACGCUCGCUGCCCUCCCUCCACUGCCCCGGCCCCAUCUCCGGGUGAGGGCCUGUUUAUUGCUGUCUCACUCCAGCCCCAAGUCCAGCUCCCACUUCCCACUUAUAACUCUGCUGUGGCCUUAUGCUAAUUAAGUGAAUGCAUCUGAUGAGUUUUCUGGUUGCCCCUGCAGUAAGGGGUCUCUGCCCGCCCCGCCCCCAAGCUCCACCCACUCCUGGCUUCUGAAUGUUGCAGAGCGUGGCCCCUCUGCUGAAAUCUUGAUUUUGCAUUUGAGAAAGGGCCCGGGGCAGCUGGGGGAGCGGGGGAGGGGAGAGAAUUCACCACAACCUUUGCAUUACUCUGUUCGGGCACUUGUCACCUUGCAUCCCGUCUGUAACUAAGGCAAUCAGAAGACCUGGCUCUGGUCACUCUUCGGUCACUCCUUAGCUCUAGGACCAGUCACUUAUCCUCUCUGAGACUCCAUUUUCUCCAGGGAAAUGAGACUUGCCCAGAUAGACUCUGAGGGUCCUUAAUUGCCCCACGAAGCCAGCCUCCCAGAGAUCUGCCAGCCUGGCCACCCUCUCUUGCCCUAAUCCUGGCAGGGGCUGGAUGCACUUGCCAACUGCCUGGUCCUGUGUGCAGGGAUGCAUGUUGGGAGAUGAGAGACCACAGUAAACCACAGGACUAGCAGGCAAAACGAUUGUAACCGGCAGUGAAAAGCAAACAGGUUUGUCUGACCUUCCUACUGAGUGACUUCAGAUGGGAACAUCUGUCUUCUACCAGCAGGUGACUGUAGGUGGAGGUAAUGAGAUCUGUCUCUCAGUGCAGAGGGACCAGCUUAGGAGGGCAGCCUUACCAUACCCCGUCCCACCGCCAGCCCUUCUUGGGCCAAGCGCACCCCCUUGAUGUGAGCUGCUGGGCCUGGCCGCCCUCGCUGCUUCCUGACCACCAGCCCCAGUGCCUUGCUGCCCUGGAAUUCCACAGCCAGUCGGCCACGGCAGUGGCUGUCCCUCCGCACCAAAAAGUAACAAUGCUUUCGUACUUUCUACUUUGGAGAAAUCAAGACAACCCAGUUAACUCCGACCCGCUUCUUGCCCCUGAUCUACUGGGGUCCCUGAGUGCAAAGCAUGUCAUGCAGUCCAUAUCCUCCCGUAGCUUCCACAGCCUAAAUCUGUCAACCCACAAAUCAGAGUCUGAAUUUGGGGCAUUGGAGAGAUGGUGGGCCACGGCUCUCCCCCACAGUCCCCAUUGCUCAGGGCACAGGCUCAAGAUGGCCUGUGCGUCUCCCCGUGGCGGCGGGGCCUGGCCUGUGCCAGAGGAAGCUCACCCCACUCGGCUGCACUGCACUUUUCAGCUGCGGAGUCUGUGCUCUGGGACACUCUCUGGGACACUUUUCAAACUGCACCCUAAACAGGAAGAGAGGGAGGGACGGAGGAACACCCAGUCCUCUCCACCAUCUUGUCUCCACCUCCACCUCACCACUCCUGCUCCGGAUUUCUUGUCCCGCAUCUUUGAUAACUUGGAGUCACAACCAAGUGAAUGUCAAAAUAAAUGAGGAAUUUGAAAUACAAAUCCCACAGGGUC
Molecule: messenger RNA, 8069 nt
Organism: Equus caballus (horse)
Lineage: Eukaryota; Metazoa; Chordata; Mammalia; Perissodactyla; Equidae
Source: RefSeq, a predicted model, not a curated record